This is a messenger RNA of Wyeomyia smithii (pitcher-plant mosquito), 3992 nucleotides long. RefSeq names its product GATA-binding factor C-like. Gene Ontology annotation, cellular component: nucleus. The record is from RefSeq and is a predicted model, not a curated record. NCBI's taxonomy places the organism in Eukaryota, Metazoa, Arthropoda, Insecta, Diptera, Culicidae. The transcript has 8 exons. Gene Ontology annotation, biological process: negative regulation of transcription by RNA polymerase II; positive regulation of transcription by RNA polymerase II; cell fate commitment. Gene Ontology annotation, molecular function: DNA-binding transcription factor activity, RNA polymerase II-specific; RNA polymerase II cis-regulatory region sequence-specific DNA binding; zinc ion binding. The coding region runs from base 544 to 2244 and encodes 566 amino acids.
GUUGGCCCGAUAACUUUGUCGGAAUCAGAAGAAUUUGGUGCCCACGGUCCCCAACCAUCAAAUGGGUUGCGUUGAAGACGCGUGUCAGCGUCUGCGUAUGUGUGUUCGUAGCGACUAACGAUUGAGAUUGAGACCACCGAGGUUGGCCGGUACAGACGAAAAUAAUGUAAAGAAACGAUUUACUCAGACUGCAGAUAUGAAUGCCUACAUCAGAUCAGAAAAAGCAAGACAAAAGUGUACAUCCAUUUUAUAAAAUCCGUCGUUGUAAUCCGAAAUUCCAAAAUAUUAGUUGUGUAGUAAACAUGUACCAUGUUGUUCGCGGCAGUAACUUGAACAGUAUAUCUGAAGAAUAUCAGCCGAGGGAAUUGAAGCGACCAAAGCUUUGUGAACAGGUACCAUGGCCGAAGUGAUAGAAUAAAUUAUAACAACUAAGUCCAGUGAACAGUGUGAGACAGUUAAAUUUUAAGGAACUUCCAACAAAUAUUUCCAGUACCAAGAGAGUAUUGUUAGAGUACCUGGACGCAAAUUAGCACGAGAACCGAGAUGGAUAUGACCUCAGCGGCAGAUGCCCGAAGCUGGUAUGAUAACCAGCGAUUAGGCGGGUCCCCAAGUACUUCGGCUGCCGCGCUGGGGCACCAAUCAGCGACAGCGGGUGUUGAUCCCACAGAGAUGAACCCCUUUUAUCCCCUCGAAAAUGGCACCCACCGUCGGUAUUAUCCCAGCAGCUAUGGACCACACGCAGCAUCUCGCAUAGCAUCAUCGCAUGUGUCGCCACAGGUGUGCAGACCACACUUUCAUGGACCGUUGUCCUGGUUAAGUGAUCCCGCGAAACCGAUUGCAUCUAGCAGUGCCUGGGGAAACCCAUUCGCCUGUCCCCAAGAUCCUCCGGAUAAACUGAGCCAAGCAGCGGUGGCAACGGCAGCGAUUGGUCCCGGUGGUGGCCAGAGUAGCGGUAGUAGCCAGCAUCUGUUCUCUUUUCCACCAACGCCUCCGAAAGACUCCACCCCGGACUCAGUACAAACUGCACCUGCCGAGUAUCAAGCAACUAUCAAUGCCUUCAUGCAUCAGGCCCAAGUAACAUCGAGCUGUAUUGCUCAGCAAGCAGCCGCUGCUGCCGCCCAAGAAAACUGUGUACUAGACGUGAAACCUUGUCUUACGGGGAGUUCUCUGGGACUGGGUUUGGGAAAUGCCAGUGGAAGCAGUAGUAUUGGUGGUGGACUUAGUGUCGGAGGAGGAGGAGGAGGAAAUGGCAGUGGUGGUAACGGUGGAAGUGGUUCCGGAGGUAAUAGUGCCAGCAGUGGACAAAACCAGCCAAAGCAACGGGAAGGUACGACCCUGAACGCGACCAGUGCUAGUGGUAGUAAUAACCAUACUCAUAGCGGUUCCAAUAGUGCAUUGUUCGAUACUGCCGGCCAUGGACCGUACGCCGGUGGAUACGAAACGGCUGGCUACGGCUAUCAUCACCAGCAAAGUGGUUCGUUCCAACAUAACUCACGAUCUACGGUUAUGAAUAGUUCAUAUAUGAAGCCGCAGCGGACAAAGGCUCGAACUAGUGCCGAGGGCCGAGAGUGUGUGAACUGUGGUGCUACAUCGACGCCUCUGUGGCGACGGGACGGUACCGGUCAUUAUUUGUGCAACGCCUGCGGUCUCUAUUACAAAAUGAACGGCCAGAACCGUCCACUGAUCAAACCGAAGCGAAGACUAGUUAGUUCACUGCAAAGCGCUGCGAGAAGGGCCGGUACGUCAUGCGCUAAUUGCAAGACCACCACGACGACGCUGUGGCGACGGAACCAAGGUGGAGAGCCUGUUUGCAACGCCUGCGGGUUGUACUACAAACUGCACAAUGUGAAUCGGCCACUAACGAUGAAAAAGGAAGGAAUUCAAACGAGGAAUCGAAAGUUGUCGUCAAAAUCGAAAAAGAAAAAAGGGCUCCCCGGAUCGUGUCUUCCACUAGGUAGUCAUCAUUUAGGUGACCUAAUGAAGCCAUUGGACCAUAACAAAUCGUUUCCCGGGGCGUUUCCUGGUUCAAUGGGCCAACAUAGUCAUCUGUCAGGAGGAUUGCAUCCUGCUCAUACACAUAUGCAUGGCGGCUGGUACACUACUGGUAUGGGUGGUCUUGGCUCAUCGAGCAGCCUACAGACUGGCUUCGGUAGUGCAACUUCACUGGGAGGUGGCAUGGGACCGCACACACAAUCUUACCACCUAGGACUAAAUUCAAUGAGUUGGCGUUCGGAGUAUACGUGAUGGAGUACUAGCAACUUUAAUACCAACUUGUUUGAAUUUGGUGCGACACCCAAGCUUCAACAACAGUCACCGCAUCACCAUCAUCAUCAAAACAGUGGCAUUCUUUUCGAACAUCAGCCACUUCCACAUCCUCAUCAUCACCAUCACCCUCACCCUCAUCAUCUUCAUCACGUGCCACUGAGUAGCAGUAACGGCAGCAGCAGCAGUCAGGAUCUUGAACUGCACAGUCAGCAUCAUGCGUUCCACGAGUCUCAACUUCAUCAGCAUCAGCUGCACCUAGCGGCGAGUCAAGUACAAAUUUAAAGGAUUUUUACUUUUUUAUUAAUUUAUUUUGACGCCAGAAUGAUUAGUAGUUCAGCAUACACAAUAAAGGAGACUUCACAACCGACUCAUGAUUAAAUAUGUUGACAUGUCUUUCGAAUGCUUGCGAUUAUUUCAACCAUCACCUCCACACUUAUAAGCUUUCUUUCCGAUUGUUUUAUACUAUUAACAGCACAAAUUGUAAAAUUUUACGCCAUUCUGAGCGAGCAGCGUUUAUCAAUGACAAAAAGGGACUUCGUUAGUUAAGCAAAAAAUGUGCUCUUCCGUUCGUUUUGUUUUUUUUUUUCUCUAGUAAAUGUUUUCUUGACCUUAACCGUCGCCGAAAGUGUGAAGCAACAAUUCGCGGUAAGUCGGCCAGAGAAACUGAUAAUUUAUGAGCUAAUACAACUAGAUAGCCAUCACCAUAAUAAACACCCGCGGAUAAUGGAACCGACUUUGAAUGAUCGAAUUUAUCAAACUUAGGCACACCAAUUAAGUCCAUACAAAGCAGCAGAGUUUUGGAAUGAACGGGCCGAUGUUUUAAAAUUGUUGUAAGAGUAAGUUGUAUGGAUUUAUCAAUACUAUAACGUUGUGUCCACAUGUAUAUAAACAAACGUCACGCCAGAGGCGGACGAAAUUGCGAGUUUUUUCGCAAAUAAUUAUGAUGCAGGGCAUCCUACAUGAAUAGCGAAUUGUACAUUUUUUAAUAGUUAGGAAGCAACAUGUCAUUUGAUUUCAUCCACGAUUACGAUAUUUUUUAGAAAGAAGAGUGCAAUGUUCCGUUGUAAUGCUAUAGCAUGACUAAGGUAUUAUUUAUGCAAUCAAACAUAAGUAGUUAUAAUUCCGGUUCUGCACAUCAGGACCUACAUAAUUUUAGCCUCGGUUCAGCCAUUGCAACCCAACCUGUGAAAUGUGAACUGCAAUACAAAAAAAUCAGACAUCCUUGAUUGAAUUUUUUGUAUCUGUAUUUAUACACAAACUUAAUAGAAGUAUUUGUCUAUAGAAAAAAGAAGCAAACAUUUUAGUGCGAAAUAAUGUAAUUAUUACAUUUUUUUUAAGAAACCAGGGUUAUGCCACGAAAUUGAAUUGAGCAGUGUGACAUGCUAUGUUUAUAGAGUUUAGAAUGGGUGAGUUAGUUCUAAUAGAAUGGAUCCGAAGUAGAGCGCAUGCUACAGCAGUGGCAUCAGUAAAAACAAAUAAGAACAAAACACAAACACGAAGGAAUCGCUAUAAAAUCUUGAUGUGUUGUUAGUCACGAUAGUCAUACUGGAAGAAUUUUUAAAUGUUAAACGAACAAGUGGUCAAAAAUGCAGCUCUAAAUUUUGCGAAACUGUAAAUUGAACGCUGUAUAGAAGCUAAGUAAGUUAAUAUGCUAAAACGAUAUUGAUAUUCUAAUAAGGUAUAAGCAUGUGUAAGAUACAAAAACGUGUAAAGAAUACAAAAAAUAU